Messenger RNA from Trifolium pratense (red clover), 2190 nucleotides. RefSeq names its product terminal nucleotidyltransferase 4B. Gene Ontology annotation, cellular component: TRAMP complex; nucleolus. Bases 253 to 1821 code for a protein of 522 amino acids. The record is from RefSeq and is a predicted model, not a curated record. The transcript has 13 exons. Lineage: Eukaryota; Viridiplantae; Streptophyta; Magnoliopsida; Fabales; Fabaceae. Gene Ontology annotation, molecular function: mRNA binding; poly(A) RNA polymerase activity. Gene Ontology annotation, biological process: RNA 3'-end processing.
AAUAUAAGAUAUUUUUUUAGAAGAAUAACGAGUGCUUAUGCUUAUGCUUAUGGGGUGAAAAAUAUUUAGAUUAAAAUUUUGGAGUUACUAUGUUAUUCGGAAUCGGAACUAACUAGAUAGUUAGUUAGUUACCAUCUGUAACCGAUUCGGCCACCGCGUCAUAACAUAAACCCUAAUCAAACAAAAACCCUAAUUCAAUCCCCAAUUUCACAACCGUCUUCAAUUUUCACACUUCUAUCUCCUUCAACUUCAAUGGAGGUUGACCAGGAGAAUCUUCAGAUUCCCGAAACCAUUCUCUACACCACCCUCAGUCCACUUCCUCUCACCGCCGAUGAUCCCCCAGAUUCCAACAACCACGAACAAUACUCCGUUUUCCGCAACGAAAUUUCUCUCGAUACUCCCCAAGUCGAUUCGGUUUAUUCAACUGCCCCUGAUUUCUUCUCCCUCGAUGUCGCCGAUGAAGCCGAAGCCGAAGACCCCCUCCCCGAGCCGAAAACGCCGGCUGAGCCAAAAACGCCGGCUAUUGAACACGAGCCGACGCUAGAAGGUGGUUGGUUUCGUGGGAAUGGCAAAUUCAGAAGUCCCAUGCUUCAGCUUCAUAAAGAGAUAGUGGAUUUUUGUGAGUUUUUGUCACCUACUCCAGAAGAGAAAGCUAAACGUGAUGCAGCAAUAGAAUCUGUUUUUGAAGUUAUAAAACAUAUAUGGCCUCAUUGUCAGGUUGAAAUUUUUGGGUCUUUCAGGACAGGGCUGUACCUUCCAACUAGUGAUAUUGAUGUUGUGAUUCUGAAAUCAGGCUUACCGAAUCCGCAGAUUGGUUUGAAUGCAAUUUCUAGAUCAUUGUCACAGAGAAGUAUGGCAAAAAAGAUACAGGUCAUUGGAAAGGCUCGCGUGCCAAUUAUUAAAUUCGUUGAAAAGAAGAGUGGUCUUUCCUUUGAUAUAAGUUUUGACAUAGACAAUGGACCUAAAGCUGCCGAGUAUAUUCAGGAAGCAGUGGCUAAGUGGCCUCAACUACGGCCGCUGUGUUUGAUUUUGAAAGUAUUUUUACAACAAAGAGAACUUAACGAGGUAUAUUCUGGUGGGAUUGGUUCGUAUGCCCUCCUUACCAUGCUGAUGGCGAUGUUACGGAAUGUUCGUCAGAGCCAACCUACUGCAGAGCACAACUUAGGGGUCCUUUUGGUACAUUUUUUUGAUUUUUAUGGACGUAAAUUAAAUACCUCAGAUGUUGGUGUAUCGUGUAUUGGAGAAGGCACCUUUUUCCGAAAGAGUAGUAGAGGGUUUUACAAUAAAACACGGCCAUUUCUUCUCGGCAUUCAGGAUCCUCAGACUCCAGAUAAUGACAUUGGCAAGAACUCCUUCAAUUACUUCCAGGUUAGGUCAGCAUUUUUAAUGGCUUUCACAACUUUGACAAAUCCCAAGGUCAUCCUGAGCUUAGGACCUAACAGGAGUAUUCUUGGCACUAUAAUAAGACCAGACCCUGUCUUGAUGGAGCGUAAAGGCGGGUCAAACGGAGAGAUGACUUUUAAUAGUUUGCUUCCUGGUGCUGGUGAGCCAAUACAACAGCAGUACGGAGAGCACGAUAUGUUAUGCAAUUGGCAGUUAGAUUUUGAAGAAGAACCGCUACCACGCGGAGAUGGAGAAAACACCGGCGCAGAGCCCAGCAGGCGCUCUUCCAAGAAAAAGAGAAAAUCUGCAUCUAAGGAGAAUAAGGAAAACAGGGACUCUCGCAAAAAUAAGGAAAAUAGUUCUAUGACAGAAAACGGUGUACAUAAGAAACAUAAGAAAAAACGGGCUAAACAUAUUAGGUCGGAGGCUAGUUGCUAAGGUAUUGUACUUUGAUCUGUGGUUUUUUAGAAGUGCUGGAACAAGGCAACACAAUCACAAAGGAAAAUCCCGAGGCCAACAUGACCCUAUGUGAGGUUUAUUUAUGCCGCCUGUCCACAGUGGAAUGCUUCACUCUGUAACAUUGCAGAAACGGGAUCAUUUCCAUGAUUUAUUAAAAUUUCUGUAUACAGAAACCAAUUUUGCUAGUUUCGUAUACCAUCAGUUGUAUCGGAAUACGGCAAGAUGUAAGAAGUCACAAGUUUUGAGUUAUUUAUUAUUCAUUUGCUGCUGAACAAUACUGACGUUGUUAACCUCUAAACAUUUUUAUUCUUGCUAGGUAAUAAUUAUUUUUGUAUUUUAUUUUACGAA